AUGUUGGAAGUCAUCACCAAAGGACCAAUCGUCAUCACUGAAGUAGUUAAGAGCACUCCAUUGGACACCACAAAAGAUCCCUAUGAUGAAGUCCAGAUCAAAUCCAAAACUGACUUCACCACUGAAGAAAGAAAGCAAGACGAGCUAGAUAAUCUUGCUAAGAGUAUCAUCUUCGAAGCAGUCCCAGACAAAUACGUCACCAAGAUCAUCAAAUGCAAGACCGCAAAGGAGAUGUGGGAUAUUCUUGAAAGAUUGUGCAACGAACUAGAGAAAAUAAAAGAGACUAAGCUAUCUAUAGCUUGUCAAAAGUUUGACACAUUCCUGAUGCUAAAAAACUAA
Messenger RNA from Salvia miltiorrhiza (redroot sage), 339 nucleotides. RefSeq lists its product as uncharacterized. The coding region runs from base 1 to 339 and encodes 112 amino acids. The record is from RefSeq and is a predicted model, not a curated record. The transcript has a single exon. Lineage: Eukaryota; Viridiplantae; Streptophyta; Magnoliopsida; Lamiales; Lamiaceae.